Molecule: messenger RNA, 414 nt
Organism: Salvia miltiorrhiza (redroot sage)
Lineage: Eukaryota; Viridiplantae; Streptophyta; Magnoliopsida; Lamiales; Lamiaceae
Exons: 1
Coding region: 1-414 (137 amino acids)
Source: RefSeq, a predicted model, not a curated record
AUGUUCAAGAAGUUUGCUAACAUUAUGACAAACAAAUUCCAGAUGUCAAUGAUGGGAGAAAUGAAUUUCUUUCUAGGACUACAAGUGAAGCAGACCAAAGAAGGAAUACUGAUCAACCAGUCAAAGUAUGCCAAAGAACUGAUCAACAAGUUCGACAUUCAGCAUAUGAAAUCAGUCAAGAUUCUGAUGAACACCAACUGGAAGGUGGAUCCAGGAUCUGAAGAAAAAUCUAUAUCUCCAACCAAAUACAAAGAAAUCAUUGGAUCACUACUCUAUUUGACUGCUAGCAAACCAGACAUUGCAUUUGCAGUCGGAGUUUGUGCGAGAUAUCAGUCAGAUCCCAAGGAAGCUCACAUAGACGCUGCAAAGCAUAUUCUAAGAUAUCUCAAAGGCACGCCCAACAUAGAACUGUGA